AUGUGAUGAGCAGUAAGGAAUUUUGGAUUAUUCCAAGAGAAUUACUGAGAUCAUAGUCCAUGGAACCCAGGACUGAUAUGACUAGAAGGCAAGAAAUUAAGAUGAAGAUAUGGUGAUCUGGUAUAACAGGAUCCUGAGGAGCAGGGUACAAAGAGAAGAAGUAUGAUGGUGAAGACUUCACAGAGGAAGCAUUGUGACUGUGGAAAACUAUCCAAACCAAAGCCUGGUUUAAACAUCUCAAUCCCUUUGAGGAUGUCCAGUUACAUAUUCAAGAGACCAGUGACUAGAAUCACAUCCCAUCCCAGCAAUGAGGUCAGAUAUUAUCCCUGGGAGGAAACCUUGGACAACCCCCAACAGCUAUACUGGCAGAAGAGAUUGCAAGGACUCCAGGCUUGCAGCAGCGCAGGAGAACUGUUAAGUCCUCUGGAUCUAGCCAAAGCCUUGCAAAAAUUUGCACCAAGUUGUUCAGGUGAGUCCCUGCCAGAGGUACAUAUAGGUGGUCCAAACUCCAGCCCCAUGGCCACCCCUGCGUGGUCUUCAGAUUUGUCACAGACCAUUCCAGGAGCUGGUUCUGGCACCCCACAGGUCCUCUGUGAACAAUGUCUGGUAACUGAGGAGGAUAUCAGGAAUCAGGAAAGAAGAGUGAAGACAGCAAGAGAGAGACUGGCAAUAGCAAUGGUCGCUGACAGACUGGCUGGCGAGGCAGAGAAAGUGUGGGGCCAAGAAGGAUGCCCUGGGCCAAUGCUGUGAAGAAGAGGAGAAGAUGAUGCACAUGAAAUUCCACACAACACUUUAUUAACAUCUCUUUGCAGUGUUCUUGCUUUGAGUUCUUAAAACUUAAGAUAUACUAAUACUUUCCUUCAUUGUAAAUUCUGCGUGACAGAAAAUAUAAACAGGGAUUUCCUUUUGAGGUGGGAAAUUGAGUUCUCUCAUUUUUAAUUACUAUGUAUGUUAUUUGUAUUUUAAAGUUAACAGAGUCAUCAAAGUCAUAAGAUUACUCAAGGUUUUGCUCUCACAGUUACGAACUCCCUAGUCUGAAUUACAUUUUUUGUGUGUGUUUGUAAUAUUUCCCAAAAAGAUUCCCAAACAACAUCUCAUUAAAAAAAUUUUACAUCUAUAUUCUCAAAUAAGAUAUCUCUUUCUAUUUUUCUGACUUUUGUUGCAUAUGAAUUCAGAAGUGCACGUAAUGAAAUACCAGACUUUCCCUUGUUUUCUAGACCUACUUGUGUUUGAAAUUUCAUUCAUGAAAAUUGACAUGUCAUUUGGGAAAAUGAUGCUGUCAAGAGGGACUGUUUUCAGCAUCAUUAAUAAGAAGCCUGGACUUGUUUAUAUAUAUAUUUGCCUGAACACAUGUGCUGCUGCUGCUGCUAAGUCACUUCAGUCAUGUCCGACUUUGUGACCCCAUAGACAGCAGCCCACCAGGCUCCC
Molecule: messenger RNA, 1428 nt
Organism: Bubalus bubalis (water buffalo)
Lineage: Eukaryota; Metazoa; Chordata; Mammalia; Artiodactyla; Bovidae
Product: methyl-CpG-binding domain protein 3-like 1
Exons: 2
Coding region: 163-750 (195 amino acids)
Source: RefSeq, a predicted model, not a curated record